UUUACAAUUUCUUGCAGAAAAUACUUAGGCCCAAAAUCCAAAUAGAGGGAAAGAAGAAGGAUCAAAUAUAGAAAAUAAAAUGUCUACUUCUACAGCCGUCUCAUGGCUCAAACGAGACGUCUUACUUUUUGCACACAGCAUCGGUUGCAAAGCUGAUGAACUACAUUUUCUCUACGUAAAUUUUCUUAGACUUCCUUUUUACCCUCUCCUAUCUGACUACUUUCCGCUAGGAAUUGCAUCCCAAUUUUCAAAUUUUUCCAACAUAUCCUGUCAUAUUAUGUAUAUUCUUGCCCCAAAGUUUGAAUAGAGCUCAAUGAAAGUGUUAUGAAAAGGUUUAACUGAUGAUCUCAAAGCAUUCAAAGAUUCAUCUCAAGAAGUCAUUCCUUAUGAUACAACUUUACCUCACCCACCCGUCCCUGAACUGACCCCUCGACCUCCACCACUUGAUCCAAGAAAAGUAGUUGAUGGUAUCCGCCAUCUCAAAAUCCAUAAAACCCUACCAACAACUACCGAGGGACGUAACUUUUCAAUGCGGAAAUCCAUCGUAGGUAUAUACGACAAAGGAUCUGGAACGAUUGUGCACUCGCGUCAUGAACUCAUCGACGAGUCCGAAGGGGUGUGCUAUGCUGAAGUUGACGCGCAGAGCUUUUAUGUUGGCCAGGGAGGCUGGGGUGGACCUAGAGGACCCAAAGGAAUCAAGCUUGAUACUCCGAAACGAAAACCAGACUUUGUGGUUACCGAGCAGACGGGCAAAGAAUUGAGUCUUUUGUAUCGGUAAGAGUUCCUCAUAUUGGGAUAGGUCGGCCCAAUGCCCAGCUUCAAGUAUUGCGGAACUAACUUCGUCAAGAUUGAACGGGGACUAUAACCCGCUUCAUGCUACUCCCGAGCCUGGCAAAGAUAUGGAUUUUCCAGGCGUUAUCUUGCAUGGACUUGGGACUUGGAAUAUCUCCGCGCAUGCAAUUGUGCGUACAGUCGGAAGCGGAGAUGGCAGCACUCUACAAGAGUUUCAAGCACGAUUCGCAUCACCAGUACUUCCUGGAGAUAAGCUUCUGAUUGAUAUCUGGAAUUUGGGAUUUAUUGGUGGGAAGGAAGACUUGGUAGAUGUACGGUUUUCGUGCCGUGUCGAUGGCGGAAAGGUCGUCCUAAAAGAGGGACAAGCAAUUCUGAAAGUUCCAAUAAAAGGGAGUGAAGCAAAGCCAAAAAGCAAGCUGUAGAAUUAAGGGAAUCUGUUGGCUCUAAAUUUGGGCGAAUUCUGAC
This is a messenger RNA of Hymenoscyphus albidus, 1257 nucleotides long. Lineage: Eukaryota; Fungi; Ascomycota; Leotiomycetes; Helotiales; Helotiaceae. The record is from the annotation of a GenBank genome assembly.